This is a messenger RNA of Centruroides sculpturatus (bark scorpion), 1680 nucleotides long. RefSeq names its product choline O-acetyltransferase-like. The transcript has 14 exons. Gene Ontology annotation, biological process: acetylcholine biosynthetic process; neuromuscular synaptic transmission. The record is from RefSeq and is a predicted model, not a curated record. NCBI's taxonomy places the organism in Eukaryota, Metazoa, Arthropoda, Arachnida, Scorpiones, Buthidae. Gene Ontology annotation, molecular function: choline O-acetyltransferase activity. Gene Ontology annotation, cellular component: neuron projection; cytoplasm. The coding region runs from base 16 to 1680 and encodes 554 amino acids.
UAAGUCUUUUAUGAAAUGUUCUCUGCCACAUCUCUCCCAGGUCGGGUUCGGUAUCAGCUGCAAAGCCUCCUUUUCUCGCUUCACCGCUUGUCGUAUCCAGCCAGGGCCAAUCCAGCCCACAUCAUGUCUCAAGGUUCCGAAGAGGUUCUACCUAAACCUCCCGUACCAGAAUUAAAAUCUACAUUGGAGAGGUACCUAACAGGUAUUAAAGCAAUAGUUGAUUCUGAGCAGUUUAACCAUACGAAAUCUUUGGUUAACGAGUUUCAGAAACCUGGAGGAACCGGGGAAUGCCUGCAAGAUUUACUGAAGAAAUACGCCGGAACCGCAGACAAUUGGGUGACUGGCUUCUGGUUGGACGACAUGUACUUGAAAAAUCCUCUUUCCCUUCCUGUAAACUCUAGUCCCUUCUUCAUGCUUCCAAAGCAAGCCUUUAAUACUACUAACGAGCAACUCAGUUACGUAUCAAAAUUCGUCGUGUUUUCUCUUAAAUACAAACAGAAAUUGCAAAGGAGAGAUUUAAAACAAGAGUAUGCAUCUGGCCAUGGAAAAGGAAUUCCUCUAUGCAUGAACACUUACUACAGAUUCUUCUCCUCUUAUAGAAGUCCGGGCUUGCUGAAGGAUACUCAAAUUUUCAACGAUUAUUCCAAACACAUCGUGGUAAUCUGCAGAAAUCAGUUUUUUGCUCUUCAUUUCCCGAACGAUAACCCUAACGAAGAAGCCAUUUUUGAGAAAUUUCGUCAGAUUGAAAAAUUAAGCAAGCAAGAACCGUUCGAUCCUCCCGUUGGUAUUUUGACAGUUGAAAGUCGUCCAGAGUGGAGUAAAAUUUACAGCACUUUGAGUGAAAGCCGGGUGAACAGAGAAUCUAUAAAAACCAUCCAAGAAUGUUUGUACGUGCUAUGUUUAGACGAUUAUCUUUCUCAAACUAGAAAUGGUAGGAAGGCAUCCAUGUAUAUAGAACCGGCUGCUAUGGCUAGCCACCUUCUCCAUGGAAAUGGUACCAAUAAUAAUAGCGGAAACAGAUGGUAUGAUAAUUUCUUACAGUUCGUUGUAACAAAAGAUGGAGUUUCGGGUUUCGUUAUGGAGCAUUCGGUUUCGGAGGGUAUCACAGUUUUAAGAUUUUGUGAGGAAUUUUUAAAUUUCCUAGAAAAGAAGGCAGAAAAGAGUCCGAAAGACGAAGGGGAAUUGAAAAUUGAGAAACUUAAAUGGGAGAUAACGGAACCGAUAGCUAAAGCAAUACAAAAUGCAACGAAAAAAAUUAAUAAAUUGGUAAACGAUGUGGAUUUAUACAUUUUAAAGUUUGACGAAUAUGGUAAAGAGUUCAUUAAAGGGCAGAAAAUCAGUCCAGACGUCUACAUACAGCUAGCUUUACAGUUAACUCAUUACAAAGUGUAUAGAAAAUUGGUAUCGACCUACGAAAGCGCAGCAUUAAGGAAAUUUAAAUACGGAAGAGUUGACAAUAUUCGAGCCUGUACUCCAGAAGCUCUCAAUUGGGUACAAGCCAUGUGCGACGUCACGCAGGUAGAGGACGAAGAAAAACUCAAUCUGUUCAAAGAAGCGGUCAAAAAACAAACAGAAAUUCUCGUUUACACAAUUAACGGAGAAGGACCGGAUAAUCACCUCCUUGGUUUAAAAGAAAUUGCUGUCAUGAAUAAUAUAAAAGAACNAAGUGUGUUUAAAUAA